Molecule: messenger RNA, 1926 nt
Organism: Pseudocercospora fijiensis CIRAD86
Lineage: Eukaryota; Fungi; Ascomycota; Dothideomycetes; Mycosphaerellales; Mycosphaerellaceae
Exons: 15
Coding region: 1-1926 (641 amino acids)
Source: RefSeq, a predicted model, not a curated record
AUGAAAUUCCUUGAAGCCCGCUCUUCGGGACCUGGAACGCCCAACUUCCUGAUGUUAACAUACAUAGCGGACGCUUUCUAUACCAUCUGCUUUCGCUUGGCAGUCGAUUGGAUUCCUGGACACGCGAGACACCAAUUUGCUCAUGAAAUGGUGCUGUUCACGCCUGUUACGCCAUUCGCCCCCAAGCAAGUCAUCGUAUUGUCUACGAACGUAAUCACCAUUUCGUUGUCAGACUCAAGUCAAGGCGCCGAUGCCGAGCGCGAAGUGGUAGUGGUAGCUGUUGCGAAUCUUCUGGAGUAUUUUCGAAUCUACCUUCUCUACGCCUGCAUCGAUGUUGCAUGCUCGAAAAAUGCCAGUGUUGGAUCGAUUGUUGGAAUCGCCUUGCAUAUUCAUACGGUUGAUGUCUACAGUCUACUUAACACCGAGCCGGUUGAGAGGCACGAUCUGGAUAGUCAAAAGACACGGACAUCGGACUGCCCAAAGAUCAAGCAUCAUAAUCAGGACCUAGGCAACACCAAUGCCGGAGAAGACAUUCCGAGCAGGGCAGUAUUACCGAACACACUACAGGAAUUCAUGCUUCAAGAUCAGAGAGAGCAAUCGAAGCAUACACCAUCGUGGAACACAGUACGUACAUCAAGAUCCGCACAGCACUCCGUUCAGUAUCCAGCAAUGCGAUACGAAGCGUCUCUCCUUGCGGCAAGUGGCAUCAUCGGCAUGGAAUCCAAUAGCCUGGCGGCACGGAAGCAGAUGAGAUUGGUACUUCCGUGGCGAUUCAUCUGUGCAGUCCAUAUCAUAGCAGCGGUCGCGAAUCAAGCAGGUCGUGAGGCAGGUCAAAUGGCAGGUCAAGAGGCAGGUCAUGGAGCAGGUCAUAAAGCAGGCUGUGAAGUAAGUCAUGAAGCAGGUCCCGGUCAUCAGGUCAUUGGACAGGUCAUGGGGCAGGUCGUGAACCAGAUCAUGAACCAGGCAGGUUAUGCCACCACCAUCAACCAGGUCAUGAAGCAGGUCACGAAGCAGGUGGUCAGUUCAUGGGACAGGCUAUGCCACCCCCAUCAACUAGGUCAUGAAGCAGGUCACGAAGCAGGUGGUCAGUUCAUAAGACAGGCGAUGCCAUCCCCAUCAACCAGGUGGCCAGUUCAUAAGACAGGCGAUGCUAUCCCCACCAACCAGGUCAUGAAGCAGACAGGCUAUGCCAUUAUGAUAGCCAUGAAGCAAGUUAUGGAGCAGGUCGUGAAGCAAGCCGUGAAGCAGGUCAUGAAGCAGGUUAUAGAGCAGGCCGUCAUGAAUCAGGUUAUGAAUCAGGAAGCAGGUCAUCGGGAGACAGGUUAUGAGGCUGGUCAUGCCAUCACGAUCAAGCAGGUUAUGAAGCAGAGCAGGCUGAAGUGGGCACUUCAGCGCGUUCUUGCCAACAACGAGUUGGACAUCGUUGCCAACGUUAGGAGGCCUACUGGCGUCAUCAUCCAGCUGUGGGAUCUCUGCAGGACUAAAUUCUGGACGGUCUCGGUGAAGACCUGCUUUGCAGCAGCGGCUCUCUGGUCCUUGUCAUACUUGCACCGCUUCUUCCCAGACAACCAAGCUCGCGGAUCUGACGGUUAUCCUGCCUCGUAUACAAUGCUGGGUUGCGUGCCUGUAUUGCCUGUCAACACUACCACUACCUCUACCUCCACGCCUACGCAUACGACGUCGAGAAGGAGGACAUUCUACAUCACGGCCAGACUGUAUGAAGCCUCCGCUCAUAAGCCGAGGAGGUUCUGCAGUUGCCAUGCGUACAACGCGACCGAACGCAGCAUCAUCAUCAUCAAAAGCGGCAUCAUCGUCGGAAGCAGCAUCCUCAUCAUCGAAAGCGGCAUCAUCAUUAUCGAAAGCGGGCCCAUCAUCGAAAACGCAUCAUCAUCGGCCUCGUAUCCAUCAGACUGCGCUGGCUCAUGA